CAGCACCCCACACCGAUGGGGCGGGCGGGCAGGGUGUGUGCCAGGCUCCAUGGGCUCAGCACUGGUGGUGCUGGAUCCAGCGGCUCUGCCAUCUCACUGCUGUUCUUGCCCCCCCCCAAUGCCCAGGGACAAAACCCCUUUGACCUGGAGUUCGACCAAUCCAACCACCUGGAGCCUGUCUUCAACUUCGAGUGCCCGCCCCGUCCCGACAUGCCUUCGAGUCAACCCAUUGAUAUCCCUGACGCCAAGAAAAGGAACAAGAAGAAGAAGCGCUGCAGAGCGACCGACAGCUUCUCCGGCAGGUUCGAAGAUGUUUACCAGCUGCAGGAGGAGGUGCUGGGAGAAGGGGCCCACGCCAGAGUCCAGUCCUGUGUGAACCUCAUCACCAACAAGGAGUACGCGGUGAAGAUCAUAGAGAAACGCCUGGGACACAUCCGCAGCAGGGUCUUCAGGGAGGUGGAGAUGCUGUAUCAGUGCCAGGGACACAGGAACGUCCUGGAGCUCAUCGAGUUCUUUGAGGAAGAGGAGAGGUUUUACCUGGUGUUUGAGAAGAUGAGAGGAGGCUCCAUCCUGACCCACAUCCACCGGCGACGCCACUUCAACGAGCUGGAGGCCAGCGUGGUGGUGCGGGACAUCGCCAGCGCCCUGCACUUUUUGCACAACAAAGGAAUUGCACACAGGGAUCUAAAACCGGAAAAUAUUCUGUGUGAGAGCCUGGACCACGUCUCCCCAGUGAAGAUCUGUGACUUUGACCUGGGAAGUGGCAUCAAACUCAACGGCGACUGCUCCCCCAUCUCCACCCCGGAGCUGCUCACCCCGUGUGGCUCUGCCGAAUACAUGGCCCCAGAAGUGGUGGAAGCCUUCAACGAGGAGGCGUCCAUCUACGACAAGCGCUGCGACUUGUGGAGCCUGGGGGUCAUCCUGUACAUCAUGCUGAGCGGGUACCCCCCCUUCGUGGGUCACUGCGGCUCCGACUGCGGCUGGGACCGGGGCGAGGCGUGCCACACGUGCCAGAACAUGCUCUUCGAAAGCAUCCAGGAGGGGAAGUACGAGUUUCCCGACAAGGACUGGGCGCACAUCUCCUUCGGAGCCAAAGAUCUCAUUUCCAAGCUGUUGGUGAGAGAUGCCAAGAAGCGGCUCAGCGCAGCCCAGGUCCUGGAGCACCCCUGGGUGCAGGGGUGCGCCCCGGAUAACACCCUGCCGACCCCCAUCAUCCUGCAGAGGAACAGCAGUGCCAAAGAGCUCACCUCCUUUGCUGCCGAGGCCAUGGCCGUCAAUCGCCAGCUGACGCGGCGCGAUGAGGAUGAGGAGGAUGAGGCGGAGGAGGAAGCACGACCCAUCAUCAUCAAAGCUACCUCACGGGCCAUGCAGCUCUCCCCCCCCUCCGAGUCCAAGCUGGCCAAGCGGCGGCAGAAGAGCAGCCUGGCCAAGGCAGUGGCCACCGGGCAGCACCUCGUGGCCCCACUGGUCCUGGUGGCCGACCAAGCCUGAGCUGUGCCCCACACUCCUGCUGUCCCCGUGUCGUCCCCUUCCUCCCCCUUUGUUCUUUCUCUCCCCCCCACCCCAAGCCCCACCGUUUCUGGCUGGUGACAAGAUCAGGACUCGUCCCUAUGGCUGGUUUCCAAGGUUGUGCUGAUCUUGUAGGUCGGGGGUGGGAGGCUUUGUUCAAGAUGUUUUUCUUCUGUUAAGGUAUUAAACCGAGCAUGAGGUUGCUUCACCCAGGGCACGCUCAAGGACAUCUGACAGACACACGGACUUUUGUUUCCCGACUCCUGGCUUCUCCGCUGACAUUUCCCCCCCUCUCCCCAUCCCGACGCCAAAGGACUCUUUGUACCCGCGGCUGCUUUGACGAUCUCAGCUCGUUUCAUACUGUGAACACAAGACCCUCGCUCGCGCUUUCAGCAGCGGCAGUUGUGUGUGAGCCUCCUCCCUCCCCUCGGAGCUGCAGGGCUGUCCCCCACGUCAGGGUGGAUCCCACAGGACCCCCAUCCUGGGUGCUGGGAGCGCUGUGAUCCGGGGGGAUGUGAUGGGUGUUGUGCAGGGGAUUGCUUGGGCCGGAGGGGGGAUUGGUGCCAGCGAGGGAGCAGCUCCGCAUCCCACCGAGCCCCGCUCUCUGCUCAGCAACCUGCUUCCAGAAUAAGCUAUUCACCCCCUUGUCCUUCCUUCUCCCCUUUAGUUGUUGUUGGUUUUAAACUGCUAAGCUGUGCUUCUCUACAGGGCACAGGGAAUUGUCUUCCUUUGCUCCCGUGCUCUGGAUGGUGGCUCCUGGGGGUAAGGUCAGAGCCAGGGGGAUGCACGAGCAUUGGGCCAUGCUCUUGUGCCGGGUUGGGUGUUGUGUCCCUGGUUUUGGAAGGGCUGUUUGCCAGUGGAUGUGCUCUUAGGGAGGUGCAGAGGGAAUGAGGUCUGCAUUUGGGGCUGGAGCAGCCCCAAAAUACCCCUCUGGGCAUAGCAGAUGCUCCAUGGAAAGCAAAGGACACCCUUUAAAGAGCUUCGGGCUGGCCCUGAGGUUGCCGUUGCAGGAGGGGCUGGGGGUGCUGAGCACCCCAAAGUGCUGUGCCGAGGGGUGAGCGGCUGAGCUGGCGGCAGCACCCAUAGGCUACAGUGUAGGGUGCAGCCAGGGGGAGCUUGGGAUGUGGGGCUGGAGGGUUUGGGGUCGGCAGCAGCACCAGGGCAGUGCAGGGUGUGAUGGGCGGCCAGGGAGAGCUGAGCAUGCUGAUGUGUGUCCAUGUUCAUGUGUGUCCACGUUCAUGUGUGUCCACGUGUCCAUGUCCAUGUGUGUCCACACGUCUGCAUGCGUGGCGCUGCCUUUUGCUCAGAGCUUUGGGGAAGGAGGGGAGGCAGCACUCGGGAUGCUGCACCAGGACAAGGCCCUUGGCUGGUUGCUGCUGUGUGGGGCUGGAUCAGGUGCUCGGAGCCCAGCUGGCUCCAGCUCCUCCAGGCACCCCCUGCACCACCCCUGCUCCCCAACACAGCUCAUGCCACCGUCCCCGUGUCUCCCACCACAAGGGAGGGUGUCCCCUUUGUUGGGAACCUCCUUUCCCUUCCCAUCCAUCCACUGCUUUGAGCUUUAUACCUUGAAAAAGCAGCCUCAGUCCCUUGUGUGCACAGGUGGAGGCUUUGGGAGCUUGCUUUGGGGUCUUCAGCUGAGGACAGUCGCUGUCUCCUGAGGGGGAAAGUUCUCCUUUUGAUUUUAAAACUGCUGACAGCAAUACUAUGCAAUAUCUGUUGGUUUUUGUUUCAGGGAGGUGUGCGUGCGUUACCGUGGGAGAUGAUGAUCUGGGGUCUUGAUGGAGUUUGGGGCAGGGUCUUCUUGCCCUUCCACCGAGUGGCAUCUGUGGGUCAGGGAGGGUGGUUUUUCCCCUCUCCAUCCCCCCCCAAAACUGCCUCACACGUGCAGUCUCCUCUCUUCCCCCCCAGUCCCACUGUGCGGGGUGGUGGUGAGGGGACAUCCCCUCAGGCACCGGGAUGCCCUGGAGAGGCCUCCUUUAAAGCAAGACAAAACAAAAUCCAUCUUGAUUGUACAUUACUUUUUUAGAGCUUAUUUUGUUUUAUCAGUUGUAGAUAAUUCCUCGUUGUCUUAUAUUAAGAAAUACUUGAACGCUGGGCAGUG
This is a messenger RNA of Pezoporus occidentalis (night parrot), 3610 nucleotides long. RefSeq names its product MAPK interacting serine/threonine kinase 2 (gene MKNK2). Gene Ontology annotation, cellular component: nucleus; cytoplasm. The record is from RefSeq and is a predicted model, not a curated record. NCBI's taxonomy places the organism in Eukaryota, Metazoa, Chordata, Aves, Psittaciformes, Psittacidae. Gene Ontology annotation, molecular function: calcium/calmodulin-dependent protein kinase activity; calmodulin binding; calcium-dependent protein serine/threonine kinase activity. Gene Ontology annotation, biological process: intracellular signal transduction; peptidyl-serine phosphorylation; protein autophosphorylation. The transcript has 12 exons. The coding region runs from base 16 to 1491 and encodes 491 amino acids.